This is a messenger RNA of Rhagoletis zephyria (snowberry fruit fly), 666 nucleotides long. RefSeq lists its product as uncharacterized. The record is from RefSeq and is a predicted model, not a curated record. Gene Ontology annotation, molecular function: hydrolase activity. NCBI's taxonomy places the organism in Eukaryota, Metazoa, Arthropoda, Insecta, Diptera, Tephritidae.
AUGGUAGAAGUUUUCUUAAACAACACAACAGAAAGAAUAGAAGGGGAAUAUCACCAAAGUAAAGAUGCCAAUGCACCAGUUGCAUUAGUUUUACAUCACCAUCCUCAAUAUGGUGGAAAUAUGUCACACAAAAUGGUGCAUAACACAUAUGAUGCUUUUGUACAAAAUGACUUCUCUGUGUUAAAAAUCAACUUUCGCGGUGUAGGUAAAUCAACUGGUACCUUUGAUAAAGGCAUGGGAGAAUUAGUUGAUGCUGCAGUAGCAAUUGAUUGGCUCCAGGAACAUAAUCACAGCAAUACUUCAAUUUGGAUUGCAGGUUUUUCUUUUGGUGCAUGGAUAGCUAUGCAGCUAACAAUGCGCCGUCCAGAAAUAGUGGGUUUUGUAGCUAUUUCCCCUCCANCAGUGCCUGGCCUGAUAUUGCAAAGCAGCAACGACACCAUUUCAGAGGAAAAUGAUGUAUCAUCUCUAGUGAAAAAACUAGCAAACUCGAUAAAAAGUGAACACAUGCAAUAUUGCACAAUAGACGAUACUAAUCACUUCUUUCGAAACAAGGAAGAUGAGGCUAUGCAGAUAAUAGAUGAUUAUAUUAAGUUGCGUUUAAAAAGUUCUUUUCAGCAAGGUGAUUAUAGUAAUAUAGUAUCCAAAGCAGUGCAUGAGUAUGCUUAA